This is a messenger RNA of Chara braunii, 909 nucleotides long. NCBI's taxonomy places the organism in Eukaryota, Viridiplantae, Streptophyta, Charophyceae, Charales, Characeae. The record is from the annotation of a GenBank genome assembly.
CGUGAGCAGGAGGAAGAGGAGAAAAAACGACAAGCGGCCGAAGUGGUCAGAGAGAAGGAGGAAGAAGAUAGGAGGGAAGGAGAGAAGAUCUGAAAAGAGGAGGCGAGAGAAGCAAGGAUCAAGUCCACGAUUCUGCGGAUUUUGUCACAGCGUAAGGAAUCAGCGAUGAUGGGAUCAGCGCCUCAGCCGGCUACGGAAUCGAAGAAGCGGUCACCGAGAUCUAAGUCACGCAUGUUACGCGACAUCCGGAACUACAUCGCGGAGUCAGAGGACGACAGCGAGGAGGUGAAGAUCGAAGCCGACAAGCUUAUCGAAGCGCUGGAAUACCGAAAGAAGCACCGUGCUAGUGUAGUUGGGAGUCGGGCAGCGACAAGCUGGGUGGUGAAGAGUCCGGUAACGAGGAAAGGGAAGGCAAAGGUUGUCGAGACAGCAGUAGUUGAUCAAGUUUUCGAGACUCCAAAGAAGACGUGUCCUGCUGAGGCCUCGAGCGAGGGACUUGUGGAAUACGCACUCUCGCAAUCGAACGAGUUAAGUGGACUUAAAGCGAAGGAGAUUAGAAAGUUGUGCGAUCGAGAGGGUGUGGAGUAUGUAGUGAAGGGCCAGGCGGUCCAAGAACUCGUUCGUUGUUGGGUGAAACUCGCCUACGAAGGUUUUCUUUGAGCAUAGAGUGCACGCUACGCCAUCUCUGAAGCAGUCAGACGAGGAUCUGGAUGCAGUAUGAAGGAUGUGGAGGAAGUGUCAUCACGAGAAGCGAUUGUACGGAUUCGGGAGUUGAUUUUGAGAAGGAAGGGUAGAGAAGAAGGUGACACUCGACCGCUAUUGAUUAGGGAAGAAGAGAAUUACCUGUCUAUGUUGUUUCUCCUUUUCGCACUCCAGGGACUUUUACCUUGGUUCCGAAAGCUCUUGAGA